UGUGCAUGUUUCCUGUUGAAUACCGUUCAUCAGAAAGAUUCUGAAGUCAACCCUGAACACUGAGGAGACAUGGAAGCUGUGAUCGGACUGUUGAUACUUGGAGUCUGUCACGGUAUGGAAACCUACUGUGAUGGCAGACAGAAUGGAGCUCAGUGUUAUGGAGCUUUGGGAGGAACUGUGGUCCUCCAGCUGAUGGACAACGCCUCAGAAAUACAUAAAUACCAAUUGUUGAAAAAUAAAUCUGUAAUACUGGUUGGGAGAAGGAAUAACAUUGUGUCUAAUCUGAUAGCAAGCAGAUCUUUCUUUACUCCCAGUAAUGGAACAUUUAGGAUCAAUAAACUGAGCAGGACUGAUGGUGGUGAAUAUAAACUUAUAACCUUUAAUGCAGAGGGUCGUAUUAAUUCAGAUCGGGCUCUACAGUUGACCAUUCAAGCUCCUGUGUCCUCUGUCCUGCUGGUCUCUGAGUGUCUGUCCCAGGGAGAGAUGAAGGUGUCCUGCUCCUCUGAGGGAGCAGACAGUCCUCAGUACAGCUGGACUCUGAAUGGACGAACUCUGACAGACUCUGAGCUCCUCUCUGGAAACACUGAGACUAACAUCAUCACUCUGAAACAACACGUCUCAGGACAACUGGUCUGCUCUGUCAGGAACGACGUCAGUAGUGACUUUAAAGAAGUGAAUAUAUCAACCUGUGGCUUCAUAUUCAUUAACUGCACCUCACUCAAUGGGACGCACAUAUCACAGUGGGUGUAUGAAGCCAAUAAUACCCUGUGUAUUGAGCCAACAACAGCUUCCACCCCGAUUACAGUAACUGAGGCCUCCACUGUGGGUAUGGAAACCUACUGUGAUGGCAGACAGAAUGGAGCUCAGUGUUAUGGAGCUUUGGGAGGAACUGUGGUCCUCAAGCUGAUGGACAACGCCUCAGAAAUACCAAGAUACCAAUUGUUGAAAAAUAAAUCUCUAAUACUGGUUGGGAGAAGGAAUAACAUUCUGUCUAAUCUGAUAGCAAGCAGAUCUUUCUUUACUCCCAGUAAUGGAACAUUUAGGAUCAAUAAACUGAGCAGGACUGAUGGUGGUGAAUAUAAACUUACAACCUUUAAUGAAGAGGGUCGUAUUAAUUCAGAUCGGGCUCUACAGUUGACCAUUCAAGCUCCUGUGUCCUCUGUCCUGCUGGUCUCUGAGUGUCUGUCCCAGGGAGAGAUGAAGGUGUCCUGCUCCUCUGAGGGAGCAGACAGUCCUCAGUACAGCUGGACUCUGAAUGGACGAACUCUGACAGACUCUGAGCUCCUCUCUGGAAACACUGAGACUAACAGCAUCACUCUGAAACAACACGUCUCAGGACAACUGGUCUGCUCUGUCAGGAACGACGUCAGUAGUGACUUUAAAGAAGUGAAGAUAUCAACCUGUGGCUUCAUAUUCAUUAACUGCACCUCACCCAAAGGGACGCACAUAUCACAGUGGGUGUAUGAAGCCAAUAAUACCCUGUGUAUUGAGCCAACAACAGCUUCCACCCCGAUUACAGUAACUGAGGCCUCCACUGUGGGUAUGGAAACCUACUGUGAUGGCAGACAGAAUGGAGCUCAGUGUUAUGGAGCUUUGGGAGGAACUGUGGUCCUCCAGCUGAUGGACAACGCCUCAGAAAUACCAAGAUACCAAUUGUUGAAAGAAAUCUCUAAUACUGGUUGGGAGAAGGAAUAA
Molecule: messenger RNA, 1695 nt
Organism: Anoplopoma fimbria (sablefish)
Lineage: Eukaryota; Metazoa; Chordata; Actinopteri; Perciformes; Anoplopomatidae
Exons: 8
Coding region: 70-1695 (541 amino acids)
Source: RefSeq, a predicted model, not a curated record